AUGUUUCACUUGUGGCAGAAUGUAAAGCGCACAUUCAAGAAACAUCACAAACAAUUGAAGGAUAUAUUCUUUGCUUUGGCUAGAGCUUACACGGUAGAGAAGUUUGAGUACCAUAUGACAGAGAUGUGCAAAAUUGAUCUGAGAGUGCAGCCUUACUUGUUCGAAAUUGGAUACGAAAGGUGGUCUAGGGAAUAUUCCAAAGUGAAAAGGUCGAUGAUAAUGACUUCCAAUAUUGCAGAGUCAAUUAAUGCAGCAAACAAGGAUGCUAGAGAAUUACCAGUAAUGCGAUUGCUGGAGUACAUGACAAAUUUGCUACAACAGUGGAACAACAAAAAUAAAAAAAGUGCAAUGGAGACAUCUACAAAGCUUGGCAAAAAGUACGACAAACUCCUUCGAGAAAAUCUGAUUGCAUCAGAGCAAAUGACGGUGAGGCCUGCUACGGAGAAGUUAUAUACUGUGUUUGAAGGGGUAAGGCGAAACAUAGUGUGCCUUGAAGAGGGAACAUGCAGUUGUGGAAAAUUUCAAAUGGAUGAACUUCCAUGUCCGCAUGCUUGGGCGGUUUUGAAGAACCAGCAGCUGAAACCUAGCCAGUAUUGCUCUUUUUACUACAAGAAGGAUAAACUCCUUAGAACUUAUGAAUUUCCAGUGAAUCCGAUGCCAGAUAACAGUCUAUGGGUAAUCCCAACAGAGGUAAUGGAAGAUGUGGUCCUACCACCUAAAGGAAGAAGGAAUGCAGGAAGGCCAAGAAAGGAAAGACUCAAACCUGCUUCAGAAAAAGAGUCUAAGAGGGCGUUUUCAUGUUCUGUGUGUGGACAAGGUGGUCACAAUAGAAAAACAUGUAGGAAUCGACCAAAAUAG
Molecule: messenger RNA, 858 nt
Organism: Nicotiana attenuata
Lineage: Eukaryota; Viridiplantae; Streptophyta; Magnoliopsida; Solanales; Solanaceae
Exons: 2
Coding region: 1-858 (285 amino acids)
Molecular function (GO): zinc ion binding
Source: RefSeq, a predicted model, not a curated record